Messenger RNA from Leptinotarsa decemlineata (Colorado potato beetle), 519 nucleotides. It is a transcript of the gene AdoR, whose product is annotated as Adenosine receptor. The record is from RefSeq and is a predicted model, not a curated record. NCBI's taxonomy places the organism in Eukaryota, Metazoa, Arthropoda, Insecta, Coleoptera, Chrysomelidae. Gene Ontology annotation, biological process: G protein-coupled adenosine receptor signaling pathway; adenylate cyclase-activating G protein-coupled receptor signaling pathway. Gene Ontology annotation, cellular component: plasma membrane. Gene Ontology annotation, molecular function: G protein-coupled receptor activity.
GUCAACGGAACAAGAGAUUCUCGUCGAAAUGGGUGUUGGAUAGAAGCCUAGGUCAAAACUCUGUUAGGGAAAUGCAUGGAUAGUCUCACAUGUAACACAAAGACCAAAGUCAAACAAUGAACUUCACUACAGUAUCCCCGACACAUGAAUAUCAACAGAAGGAACUGAAUCUGGUGUACGCAGUUUGUGAAAUUCUAGUGGCGGUUUUCGCGGUCUUCGGAAAUGCCCUCGUCAUUUUCGUAUUCGCAAAAGAAAGGCGCUUGAGGCGAAGAACCAACUAUUACAUCGUGUCUCUCGCAGCUGCAGACUUUUUAGUGGGGUGUUUGGGGAUUCCUUUCGCUCUUUUAUCUUCCAUUGGGAAACCCCAUAAUUUGCACGCUUGCUUGUUUACAGUUUCACUUUUGAUAGUGCUGUGUACUAUCUCGAUAUUUUGUCUUGUCGCCGUAUCUGUGGAUCGAUACUGGGCCAUUCUCUACCCACUUGGCUAUUCAAGGAAUGUCAGGACGAAAACAGCAUUAG